UUUGUUGAGAGGGUUAUAACAGCAAUUGUUCUUCGAACUCUAUUAAAUCAAAUGUUUACGGAUUUAAGUGGAUGGCACACAAAAUACACAGCAGGAAAUGCCUCUGUGUUGCAGUCGCAAAGUAGAAGAGUUCAAAAUGAUAUUGUUGAAGAAUUUCGUAAAGGAAUGGUGAAUAUUAUUGUUGCAACUUCUAUUCUUGAAGAGGGUCUUGAUGUUCAAAAUUGCAACCUCGUAAUAAGAUUUGAUCCCUCCACAACAGUUUGUAGCUUUAUCCAGUCACGUGGUCGUGCUCGUAUGCAAAACUCUGAUUUUAUAUUGAUGGUGAGAAGGUGAGUUUGUGUCUCUACUCUCUAAUUUAAACUUCAUUAUGUUUUCUUUAGUUACUCUCCAAAUUCC
This is a messenger RNA of Cuscuta epithymum, 396 nucleotides long. The record is from the annotation of a GenBank genome assembly. NCBI's taxonomy places the organism in Eukaryota, Viridiplantae, Streptophyta, Magnoliopsida, Solanales, Convolvulaceae.